UCCUUCUGACGUGCUAACGCGCAUGUGCGUAGCAGUCCACACGUGGGGUCUGUGUAAUCCACGCACGCAGACGCAAGCAGCGGCUCAGAAAUGGCGGCCGAUGUAGGUAGCUCUUCGCUGCAGUUACCCUGCGUAUUUUCACCUAAAUCACGACAAUACUUAGCGUUGUGUGCCCAGGAUGGCAGGCUUCGCAUUUGGAACACAGAUAGCAAAACACUUCACCAAGAAUACGUGCCUUCAGCCCAUUUGAGUGCCACCUGUAUCUGCAUAGCCUGGGGACCAUGCCGGACAGUCAAGGAGGGACCUCAGAGGAAGAAGAGGAAAUCGGAGGCAGUGCAGGAGGAGAAGGCGGAUCUGUUGGCUAUGGGCACAGCAGCAGGCAGUGUUCUUAUCUACAGUACAGCAAAGGGAGCACUGCACUGUACACUGGAUGGAGGCCACAGUGGGGGAGUGAACUGUGUCCAGUGGCACCCUGAAGACGGUUUAUUAUACAGCGGCUCAGAUGAUACUAACAUUGUAGAGUGGGACCUGCAGACGGGCAAGGCAAGAAGCAAGUGGAAGGCGGACCGUGCAGCAGUGACCAGUUUGAGCGUGAGCCCUGAUGGAAAACUGCUACUGUCAGCAGGUCAGAUCAUCAAGAUGUGGGACUUGGACACCAAGGAGAUCUACAGGAAGUUCACAGGCCACUCCUCUGCGGUGACGACCCUACGUUUUGCCACCACACGACCUCCAGACAGCAACGGUCUCUACUUCCUAUCCGGUGCUGCACACGAACGGCUGCUCAGUGUUUGGCAAGUACGGCAAGAUGGAAAGGACAAGAACUCAGUGGUUUCCUUCACACUGACGGACGAGCCGCAACACAUCGACCUCGUCCAGUCCAACAACAAGGAAGAGGCGGUGAGGCUGGCAGUGGUGUGUAAGGAUGGGCAGCUGCAUCUGUUUGAGCACUUUUUAAAUGGUCCCUGUAAGAAGCCGCUGUCGCCCUCGUGUUCAGUUCAGAUGUCUGACACAAAGGACUCACCUGUGCCAAUCCCACUGCUGGCUGCCGCCCUGACCGCCGACAAACUGUCCGUGCAGCUGGCCUACGGGAACCACCUGCAGCCGGUGAUGGAGAGAGUGGAGAUCAACACCGCAGAGAGACACAUCUGUUUGACCCGGGAUGUUCAGACCAGCUUGUCCCUUACCAUGGAGACCAGCGUAUCCAAGGUGAAGACCCCUAUUGUCAACAACAAGAGCAAAGUGCUGGUGCCAGGGCUCCCUGGCCACCAGGCCCCAGUCAAAGGAACAUCAGAGAAGAGGAAAAAAGACACAGACACCAAAGAGCUGCCAGACCUGGUUACCCAGCUUGGAGUGCUUUAUCACAUGAUCGAGAGCAGAGUGAAGAUGUUCCACAAGCUGACAAAGCUGCACGGGAAACUCUAUCUCCUCAUGACACAGGUGGCGACAAGUGACAGCAGCAACACAGUGACAGAGGUUGACCACACAGCUAAGCUGGUGUAUGAAGAAGGUGAGUGUUUCUGUUGUGUCCCUUGUUCUCUUCACUCUUGACUUGUGUUCCCAGCA
Notothenia coriiceps (black rockcod) is the source of this 1563-nucleotide messenger RNA. RefSeq names its product WD repeat domain 43 (gene wdr43). The record is from RefSeq and is a predicted model, not a curated record. Gene Ontology annotation, molecular function: protein binding. Gene Ontology annotation, biological process: maturation of SSU-rRNA from tricistronic rRNA transcript (SSU-rRNA, 5.8S rRNA, LSU-rRNA). Bases 91 to 1548 code for a protein of 485 amino acids. Lineage: Eukaryota; Metazoa; Chordata; Actinopteri; Perciformes; Nototheniidae. Gene Ontology annotation, cellular component: nucleolus. The transcript has 12 exons.